This is a messenger RNA of Anopheles funestus (African malaria mosquito), 1187 nucleotides long. RefSeq lists its product as uncharacterized. Gene Ontology annotation, molecular function: zinc ion binding; nucleic acid binding. The coding region runs from base 23 to 997 and encodes 324 amino acids. The transcript is spliced from 2 exons. NCBI's taxonomy places the organism in Eukaryota, Metazoa, Arthropoda, Insecta, Diptera, Culicidae. The record is from RefSeq and is a predicted model, not a curated record.
UUCGACGACGGUCGACACAAAGAUGGCGGAAUACACGCGAAACGGUGUUUGUAAAGACGACGCCAUUGAAAAAACCAUAGUUCACGAGAAAAUCAGUGAAGCCAGCCUUCGUGCCGAAAUAAUAGCCCUACAGGAAAAAAUUAAGGCAAUGGAGCUACGACAUCCCAAUACGGACGGAAAAUUGGCGCAUCCCGAAGAAGUAAAAUACCUAAUACCGGAAUUUUCCGACGGCCUUGGUAUCAACCAGUGCUUGAAAACUAUUCGGCAUAAUAGUGAAAUUUACAGCUGGCAAGACAGAACGAAAUUGCUGUACGCAAGCGGUCGACUAACCGGAGCGGCUCGGGAAUGGUUUGAUGGUUUCCGCAACACAAUAAAAACGUUCGAUGAGUUCGCCGAAGAAAUAAAAAAGGCAUUUCCUGACCAAGCUAACGAAGCUCUGAUACAUAGUCAGCUAGCGUCGGUGUCUAGGAAGCCAAGUGAAUCGUACAAUAGCUAUGUGUAUCGUGUGAAUGCACUUGGGAAAAAAGGCAGAGUGAGCGAGGAGGCCAUAAUCACAUACGCCAUCAAAGGGCUGUCUCGUGACCCAAUCUACAACUGCUUAAUCACAAGAGAUUACAGUGAUAUCUAUGAGCUAAUAGAUUUCAUCAAACGUCGCGAAACGCAUUUUCUGAUACGCAAAACCCAAGAUACUCGAAACCCAUCCUCCUACAGUGCGAAUGCUUCGAAGACGAACACAGGCAAAGAGAUGGCGACAGAGCGAAACGGACAGAGAUGUUACAACUGUUCGGAUUUUGGGCAUCAUGCAUCGCAAUGUACAAAACCACGUCGUACUCCAGGUUCCUGUUUUAAAUGCGGAAGCACAACUCAUAUCAUCCGCAAUUGUCCCGAGAUCACCAAACAUUCACCAACAGUAGCUGCAGUUCAGGAUAAUGAGGAAGUUGGAGAUUUUGAAAAGGAUGGAAAUAUUGUUAAGCUAGAUCCCUUCCAAGAGUUCUAGGAGUUUUAUCAAUGAGAGCAUCAUUCCGGGACAACAAUUUGGUAUUCCUCAACCGAGUAGAUUCCGUGGAAUAGGAAACAUACAACUAGAAAUUCUUGGAAAAAUUGAACUACGUAUACGCUUUUGAAAUGAAAUCUUCAAUCAUAUUUUUAUUAUCUUACCUAAAAAUUCCAUGUCAUUACCCUUGCUA